AUGUUGCCAACCGCCAUGUUCGACUCCAAACCCGAAUACAGCCGCAUCGAGAACGCAAACAGCAUCAGCAGCGACGACGAAAGCGGCAGACACAGCGAGACGAAGAGCAAAAGCCUGCACGUCCACUGGGGACGGGAAAAGGACCCAGAUGUCACGCCUCAGCCUAGGGCAAGCUCCACCUUGGUCCUUCUUGCCCUGAUCACGAUCCUCGUCUCGGGAAGUCUAGGUGGGUUGAUGGUAUGGAGGGUUACUGGGGGACUUGCACGAUCGUGUGCCGCGAUGCCGAGCCUAUCAACGCUGAAACUCCCAAUGGGCACGCGCAAAGUCAUCUUCAACGCCAACCACACAUUCGUCGAUGACCCCAAAACUAACCCGCGCACUGUGGACGCGUGGAAUAGCAUCAUGCCGGUCGGCUACGGCGGCAUCCUCCUCACACCCGACCAAUACCCCGUAACCAGCAACCACCGCACAAGCUACAAAGAAGACCACUGGGCGUUCACCGUCUACCACCAGAUCCACUGCCUUUACCACAUCCAAAAAGCGUACUACAAUCUCAUCCGCAGCCCCAACACGAGCGACGCCGUGAAAAGCGUGCAGGAAACGCAGGGCAAGACGCACGUCCCGCACUGCAUCGACUACCUGCGGCAAAGCGUGCUGUGUUCCGCGGACACGACGCUCGAGCCGAUGGAUCCGAAUGGGCGCACGGCGGGCUGGGAUACGGAGCACAUCUGUGCGGAUUAUGCGGCGCUUAUGGCGUGGACGGAGGAGCAUCGGAGUGAUGACUUUAAGGACUUUGCGAGUAAUGUUGAUUAG
Molecule: messenger RNA, 813 nt
Organism: Aspergillus mulundensis
Lineage: Eukaryota; Fungi; Ascomycota; Eurotiomycetes; Eurotiales; Aspergillaceae
Exons: 4
Coding region: 1-813 (270 amino acids)
Biological process (GO): mycotoxin biosynthetic process
Source: RefSeq, a predicted model, not a curated record